UCAGGUCGGGUGACAACAAUUAGGCUAAGUAUUGUUACGUGUUUGCCGAGAGGGGGGUUGCUGGGGCGUAACCGCUUGCUAACGCAUACCUUAGGCCUAUAUAUAACACGUGCAUCUAUAUAUAGCUACAUAAUCGUUACACAGAGCAGCUGUGGUAUCACUCGUGAUAACACCUUCCUACACGAGUGUUCGAGACUUUACCCUGGCUCCACGAAGGAUCUACGGUUUGUUGUAGUUGGACCACUCGAGCUUCACUUUAUAAAUCUUGUACAACGUUGCAGCCAAUAUUUUCAUGGGAAGUACGUUAUCAUGGAUGGGAUUUUCUAUUAUAAACAGCAUUGAUAGAAAGUCAAGUUGGCCCACUCACCGUUAACAUGGCCGCUGUGGGGAAGACCUGUACAGGCUUGCUUCGUGGCAGUCGUCUUCACAGACUCCUCACCACACCAAAUGCUGCUCGGAAUGUGUCUCCAUACCCUCACAAACUACAGAAUGUAUUAGGCGUUCGUGGCACUCGUGCCACCUACAGCUCCGUAUCGGAUCGUAAUGCCACCCAGUCCGAAGUCAGGACCAUCAACAGUGUCAAACCAACCAAGGCCUCUGAUGCCAGCAAGAAGGCAUCACUAGUCAUUUUUGACAAAGAUGGCACCUUGAUUUGCUUCCAAGCAAUGUGGUCCCCUUGGGCCAGGAAAAUAGGAUCUAAAUUGGAGGAGGCCACCGGACUAGACAUCCAGGAGAAGGUGUUUAAGACGAUAGGGUUCUGUGACUCCUCUGAUCGAGUUGUCCCUGGCUUGCUAGCGGAAGCUACCACCGAGAUGUGCCAGGAUGCUGUAGUUGAGCUCCUAAAACAGGAGGGUGUGGAGGAAGUCAAAGGCCGGGCCAUUGUACACAACAUCUGGGAGGAUGGACACGGUGUUUACAAAACGAAAACUCUAGCUGACCUCAGCACCUUGUUUAAGAUAUUAAAAAACAACAAUAUUAAGAUUGCAGUUUGUACCUCUGACCAAAGAAAAGGAACUGAGCACCUGCUAGAAGAAUUGGGGGUUGUCGACCUCGUUGAUCACAUCGUUUGUGGAGACGACCCUAACAGUGUUCCAAAACCUGCCGCAGAUAAUGCCCAUUUGAUUUGCAACAAGCUUGGUGUGAAACCUGAAGACACAGUUAUGGUCGGAGACACCAAGGCUGAUGUAGGUAUGGGAAAGGCUGCCAAGUUGGGAUGGAACAUCGGAGUACUCAGUGGUGUAGGUCAGACAAAUGACUUGUACCCGGCAGCCAGCCAUGUGAUUGAGAGUGUUCAGGAUUUACUGCCCCUUAUCCUACCAGAGGACCAGUGGAGGGAAUGUUACGCCUACUCCAACGAUCAGAGGAUACUAAUAGAACCCUACUCUCUCGAGUCUUCCUCUUCAGAUGAGUUUGCUAGUGUUGAGAAUCAUGUGUCAAAGGUUGCACUGGUCAUCCUAGAUCUCCACGGAACCAUCCUCUGUACCCACAGCAAGUACUCAGGCUGGCUGGACCAGAUCUGCUCAAGGUUAGAACAAGCCACUGGCCUGCAUGAUCUGACGACAGAAAUUCACCAGAGACUGGGUAUAUGUGAAAGGACAGGCAAAAUAAUGGAUGGUUUAUUGAAUGAACACGGCACUACAAAUAUGGAGGUGAGGUCGUCACUGGUGGAGAUGAUCCAUAAACACCUUACCUACGAGGAAACCCUGAUGGUUGUAAACAAAGUCUGGCAGGAGUGCGAGUCCUUACUUCUUGAAGAGCCAAAAUCACUUCACAAGGAUGUCAAAAACUUCUUCAAAACACUGAAGAGAAAAGGAAUCAAAAUAGCCAUAUGUACUGGUGAUCAACGAGAGCUUGCUCUGUCGGAUUUGAAAAAUCUGGGCGUGUUAAAGUAUAUUGAUAUGAUGGUCUGUGGAGAUGAUCCACACUCCAUCUGUAAGUCUCCUGACCAAAGCACAAGGCUUAUUUGUGACGAGCUCAAUGUCAUCCCAGAGAAAACUGUCAUCGUUGGGGAUUCUACCAAAGAUUUUCAAUUUGAAAAAUCAGCCAAGGUUCAUAAGAUUGGUGUAUUAUCUGGUGUUGGGUCUGCAGAUGACCUGAAGUGGGUCACAGACCUAGUGGUGCCCUCCGUAGAUCAUGUAAUCGACCAUAUAAUGGAAGAGCCUCCAGCCAGUCCCGGUAAACAGAUGGUACCUCCCGACGUGAUUCCUGUGAUUAGGAAGCCAGGAGGAAUCGGUGCCCAGUGUAGGCUGUUUGGCACCAGGACACAGCUGAGACAACCUUUCACUUUCACAGUAAAAGGUGCACAGGUGAGAAAUUUCGCCACAGUAUCGGAGGACAGAGCCACCUGCGACUACGUUAUUGUUGGUGCAGGGUCAGCCGGCUGUACCUUAACUAAUCGAUUGUCUGCCGAUCCAAACAACAAGGUGUGUGUUCUAGAGGCUGGCCCAAAGGACUACAGCUGGAAGAUCCACAUGCCUGCUGCCCUCAUGUAUAACCUUUGUGAUGACAAAUACAACUGGUACUACCACACCGAACCAGAGCCACACAUGAAUAACCGAGUCAUGUAUUGGCCACGAGGCCGUGUCUGGGGAGGAUCGUCCUCACUCAAUGCCAUGGUCUACAUCCGUGGCAAUGCUGGUGAUUACGAUGGAUGGGAGAAGGCAGGAGCAAAAGGUUGGUCAUAUGCUGAUUGUUUACCCUACUUUCAAAAAGCUCAGACCCAUAAUCUUGGAGGAAAUGAGUACAGAGGAGGCGAGGGUCCUCUUCAUGUGUCACGAGGAAAGGCCGACAACCCACUGCAUCAUGCCUUUAUAGAAGCAGGUCAGCAGGCCGGCUUCCUCUUCACAGAUGACAUGAACGGCUACCAGCAGGAGGGAGUAGGUCUGAUGGAUAUGACCAUUCACAAGGGUCGGCGCUGGAGUGCUGCAGUGGCUUAUCUCAGGCCAGCACUAAAGCGUGACAACGUGAAAGUGGAGUCAAAUGCACUGUCCACAAGGAUUUUGUUUGAGAACAAGCGAGCGGUUGGUGUAGAGUAUGAACAGAAGGGAGUAAAAAAGGUUAUAAGAGCGGAGAAGGAGGUGAUUUUGAGUGGAGGGUCCAUAAACUCCCCUCAACUCCUCAUGCUGUCGGGCAUAGGUAAUGCAGAUGAACUGAAAGCACUGAAUAUCCCAGUGGUUCAACACCUGCCUGGUGUUGGGGAGAACCUCCAGGACCACCUCGAGGUGUAUGUACAGGAGGCCUGCAAACUUCCCAUCACUCUCUACUCGGCUCAGUGGAAGUUCCCUCACAAUAUGAUACGUAUAGGGCUGCAGUGGUUCCUCACUCAGAAAGGUGAUGGGGCUACCACUCACUUAGAAAGUGGUGGGUUCGUCUCGAGUGAAGAAGGCCUAGAGUAUCCGGACAUUCAGUUCCAUUUCCUGCCGUCUACUGUCUACGAUCAUGGACGCGUUAACGGCAAUGAACAUGCCUACCAACUCCAUGUGGGACCAAUGCGUGCUACAAGUAGAGGCUAUAUCAAACUGAAAACCAGCAAUCCCAGAGACCAUCCAAAGAUCGUAGCCAACUACCUGUCGACAGAAUAUGAUAGAAGGACAAUGAGGGACAGUAUCAAAGUUGCAAGGAAAGUGUUCAGACAGAAGGCUUUUGAUCCUUUCCGUGCAGGACGGGAGAUAAGUCCUGGACCUGAGUAUCAAACAGAUGCUGAACUUGAUGCCUUCAGCCGUGCCCACGGAGACAGCUCAUAUCAUCCAUCGUGUACAUGUAAAAUAGGAGCAGAGACUGACCCGAUGGCUGUGGUGGACUCGCAAACCAGUGUUUUUGGGGUGGAUAACCUGCGCGUUGUUGAUGCCUCUAUCAUGCCUAAUGUUAUUACCGGAAACCUUAACGGACCUACCAUAAUGUUGGCCGAGAAAGCUGCCGACAUCAUCCUGGGAAAAACGCCACUGCCUCGGUCCACAGCUCCUGUGUACAAGAACAAAGUAUAGUCUGUGGAAGGAUGUUUCCUGUAUAGACAAGAUUCCAAAGUUCAAAUCAGCAUAAUCCAUUGAAGGGUUUUAUAUAGAUACAGCAAUUUCUGUAAUUUUGUACGAGUACAUUAAUGAUAUCUACAUUCUUAUGUGGUUGUUAGUAAACAACUUACUUCAGCUUUGCAGCAGUUGAAGAACAAAAUGUGAAAAUGAAAUUUGCUUUAAAUUUUUAUCGAAAUUCCAGGACUUAUUAAUUUGAAAUGUGCAAGUGAAGUGACAGUGUUGCAUUUUUUGUUGUGAGUCCUGUGUAGAAAAUCCCUGUAGUGUUUUUUGGGUGUUCAGUUUUUAAUGGAUCUAGGCAUAUUGUAGCUAAUUUUUCUUUUUUACUUUUAUACCAAUGUCCUUUAAUGCUGUUUUCAAACAUCUGAUAAAAGAUUUUUGUUUUGCAAUGGUUGUCCCAUAAAAUCCAUUUUAUUGGCUGUAAGUUAUUUUGUUGAUCAGGACACAUUGGUAACUAUUGAAACAAAGUUAAUAGGAUGAUGAUCAAAUUGUUUUUUUCUUAUGUUUCAAAAUAAGUUGUUAAAACUUUUUUGAGGUGUCAAUGUUUCCAGAUGAUGUUAGUGCUAAUUAAAAUUUUACAAUCCAAUAUAUUAAGUACUGUAAGUACAGCCUACGCUGAACGGAGACCUAUACACUGCUAGCAGUAUUUCAUAUGUACCAUAGACAAGUAUGUGCUAAAACGACUAAAAUAGGGUCAUUUCAAUACCCUAUCCAAUAUCAGCCCACAGUAGGAUAUAUGGAAAUGACCAUAUGAUAACCUUUGAUUAUGUAUAAGUAUAAUAUACCGGGUAUCUUUUUAGGUGUUCAUGAAUGAUCGAUAUUAAGACAAAAAGAGUUCAUAUAUGGUUGAUAUUCAAAAGAAUUAGAUAUUUAAUGGAUACAGGGUAUCGUAACAUAAUAAUCUGUAUAAAUCACACGGGUAAAUUAUCAAAUAGUGAACAAAGUUUAUAACAAAGAUAUAGGGAUCCAUGUGAUGUGUUCAUAACCACCAAUCAGCUUUACAGUAUACCAUAUAUAGACGUCCUUGGACAAUCAGCAUUAAACAUUGUAUACAUAUAUAUACUUAAUUCUGUCAGUAUUGUGAACAAAGUUUAUAACAAAGAUAUAGGGAUCCAUGUGAUGUGUUCAUAACCACCAAUCAGCUUUACAGUAUACCAUAUAUAGACGUCCUUGGACAAUCAGCAUUAAACAUUGUAUACAUAUAUAUACUUAAUUCUGUCAGUAUUGUGAACAAAGUUUAUAACAAAGAUAUAGGGAUCCAUGUGAUGUGUUCAUAACCACCAAUCAGCUUUACAGUAUACCAUAUAUAGACGUCCUUGGACAAUCAGCAUUAAACAUUGUAUACAUAUAUAUACUUAAUUCUGUCAGUAUUGCCUAUAACCAGAACAAAGACAAAUAUCAAUUUUACUUUUUUCCCCCAUUUUUGUUUGAUAAAUCAUUUAUCAAAGUUAGCAUUUUGGUGCUUCUUGUCUUGUGUUAGAUUGCAAUUAUACUUUUGUUGUUGUUGUUGAAGUUAAAAAAUUUGAAUUAUAUAAUUGAAAUAUUAAAGUACAGAUGGUGCAAGUACUGAAGUCCCAGUGUUUAUGAAUCUUGUUUUAUGGUUGAUACAGAAUUUAAUUCCCCAAGUUUCAUGGAAUUGAUUUAUUUUAUUUAGGUUGAUAAAAAGAAGUUGACAGAAUGUUCCUGAGUUGAGGUGACUGGUUUUACAGUCUUGCUACAGGACGAUAUGGCCAGGUCAUAUGUAAAGGGAGACAACCAAGUCUGUGUAAACUUCUUGGUCAGCUGGUCACAACAGAUGUAUCAACAGUGUGCAAGAAAAUGAUACUUGUGUCAAUUCAUUGAAUAGUUGUUGAUAAUAUUUUGGAGUAAUUACAACCUUGACCAUCAAAACACAUUCCAUUAUUACCAAGAAAUGAUUCAGACCAUGUAUAUUAUUAUACAACUAAAACAUAACAUUCACAGGAUGAUGAUGUGAGAGAAAACUAAUAAACUACAUUGUUGGAAAA
Mizuhopecten yessoensis (Yesso scallop) is the source of this 6031-nucleotide messenger RNA. Its product is annotated as choline dehydrogenase, mitochondrial-like. Gene Ontology annotation, molecular function: flavin adenine dinucleotide binding; choline dehydrogenase activity. The record is from RefSeq and is a predicted model, not a curated record. The coding region runs from base 375 to 3983 and encodes 1202 amino acids. NCBI's taxonomy places the organism in Eukaryota, Metazoa, Mollusca, Bivalvia, Pectinida, Pectinidae. The transcript is spliced from 6 exons. Gene Ontology annotation, cellular component: mitochondrial inner membrane.